This is a messenger RNA of Setaria italica (foxtail millet), 972 nucleotides long. RefSeq names its product peroxidase 70-like. The record is from RefSeq and is a predicted model, not a curated record. The transcript has 3 exons. The coding region runs from base 1 to 972 and encodes 323 amino acids. Gene Ontology annotation, biological process: response to oxidative stress; hydrogen peroxide catabolic process. Gene Ontology annotation, molecular function: heme binding; peroxidase activity. NCBI's taxonomy places the organism in Eukaryota, Viridiplantae, Streptophyta, Magnoliopsida, Poales, Poaceae.
AUGGCUUCUUCGUCCACUACAAGCCAUUUUUGCUUACUCGUUGCCUUCUUCCCGCUCUCCUCCGCCGUAUACGGACAGCUCUCGACGUCAUUCUACGCCUCGAGCUGCCCGGCGCUAGAGCACAUCGUGCGCUCCGCCGUGGCUCAGGCCAUUGCCACCGACAGCCGGAUGGGCGCCUCCCUCCUCAGGCUCUUCUUCCACGACUGCUUCGUUCAGGGCUGCGACGCCUCUAUUCUUCUAGACGACGUGGGCAGCUUCGUGGGCGAGAAAACCGCCUUCCCCAACGUCAACUCGGUCCGCGGCUACGAUGUCAUCGACAGUAUCAAGACGGCCGUCGAGGCCAACUGCCCCGGCGUCGUCUCCUGCGCCGACAUCGUCGCCCUCGCCGCACGAGACGGCACCGUUCUGCUCGGGGGUCCAAGCUGGGACGUGCCUCUCGGCCGGCGCGACUCGACGACGGCGAGCCGUACCCUCGCGAGCAGCGACCUCCCGUCGCCGGCCUCCGACCUCGCCACGCUCAUCACGGCGUUCGGCAACAAGGGCCUGAGCGCGCGCGACAUGACGGCGCUCUCCGGCGCGCACACCGUCGGCUACGCGCAGUGCAAGAACUUCCGCAGCCACAUCUACAACGACACCGACAUUGACGCGGCGUUCGCCGCGCUGCGGCGGGGCAGCUGCGACUACACGGCUGGGCCCACCGAUGGCAACCUGGCGCCGCUCGAUGAGCGGACGGAGCUGGCCUUCGACAACGCCUACUACGCGGACCUGGAGGCCAGGCGCGUCCUGCUGCGCUCCGACCAGGAGCUCUUCAAUGGCGGGUCGCAGGACUCGCUGGUGCAGGACUACAGCACGGACGGCGCGCUCUUCUUCGCCGACUUCGUGGCGGCGAUGAUAAACUUGGGGAACAUCAGCCCGCUCACCGGAAACGCCGGCCAGAUCAGGGCCAACUGUAGUGUGGUCAACAGCAGCUGA